AUUAGCUCUCUAUCGCACCCCUCCUUUUUAAUUUAACACCCCUAAUCUGCUUCAAUGAUCUUCAACCGCUAUCCCGCCAUGCCUUUCUUCCCGCGCAUACUCCCCAGACUUCGGCCACCAGCAAAACCAUGGCAUUGCCGCCAUCGAAAUCUCUCCCAUCAACAUCCCCAACCUCCAAUGGGAACGAUUAUUGGAGACCCAGAGGAUUUCUUUAAGUAUACAAGCGGACGAUGGCUUUGGGAUGAAGAAACACAGUUAAAAGAGCGAUACCGCAAAUUCGACAUAUACGAGCUGCAAAAAGCUGCCAUGGAAGCAACAUCUACUGGGUCCUGUAUGUCGAUGGAAAAGAUGGGAGAAGGAUCAUAUAACAAAUCCUUCUGUCUCACUAUGGAAAAUGGAACGGUAGUUGUCGCGCGAGUACCGAAUCCUAACGCUGGGCCUGCUUUCUUGACGACAGCAUCGGAGGUUGCGACUAUGGAUUUUUUGAGAAACACACUUCAACUCCCAGUACCUAAGGUGCUCGCUUGGAAUUCUACACCGGGCUCAAGGAGCCGGGUAGGCGCCGAGUACAUUAUCAUGGAACAUGCUCCGGGGAAGAAUCUUGCAGAUGCCUGGACAGAAAUGGAUACUGUGCAUAAAGCUCGCACAGUAAAGGACGCCAUUGAUGUUCAGCGAAAGUUGCUAUCUGUGAGAUUUUCCGAAUAUGGUUGCCUUUACUAUACCAAAGACGCACCAAGCGGUUCUCGCCCUGCAAUAGUUGAAGGUGAUGGCGUAUCAGACGAAGCCAAGAGUGACAUCGCCAAUCGAUAUUCCAUCGGACCAGUGGUAGACACAGAGUUCUGGAAGAAGGAGCGAGGGGAGAUGGAUAUCGACCGCGGGCCGUGGACGUCUGCGAUAACUUACAUCCAAGAUCCUGCUCAUCGAGAAAUAUCCUGGAUUGAAAAGCACGCGAAGCCGCGCUCCCCCGACGAUCCCCUUUUCGAAUCACACAGCCAAAACGAUCCCGCUGAACACAUAUCCCUUCUCCAGAGAUACAUCGCCAUUGCCCCUUAUCUGAUGCCACACGAAAAAGACAUUUUAGGAUCGUUCUUGUGGCAUACGGACCUCCGCACCCCCAAUAUCUUCGUCGAUGACAAUGGCAACAUCACCAGUAUUAUCGACUGGCAGAGCGCAAAAGCCGCCCCUUUGUUCCUACAAGGUCGGCAUCCACGUUUUGUCAACUACAACGGCGAAGUGAGAUUGAAAUUGCCUGAGGACUUUGACCAGCUCGACCAAGAUGCCCAAGCUGAAGUCAAGGACCAAGUCGCCAAGUCGACACUAAUAUAUCUGUACGAGAAAUACACAGCGAAAACGAACCCCCUUCUAGACAGAGUACUCCGAUACCCGAAUGGGAAGACACUAGCGCAGCCAACACACUACGUUGCCAAUACAUGGGAUGAAGAGAUCAUACCUUUUCGAGAAACUUUAAUUAGGUUGCAGAGGGAUUGGGACUCGUUGAACCAUGACGUCAAGUGCCCGAUUUAUUUCUCUCCAGAAGAUAUACGCAAACACCGUGAGGAUGGAAAAGAUUGGAAUGAAAUGCAGGACUUUUGGGAUGAAUUGUCGGGAAUCGUAGAGAGAGAUGGUUGGACGUCACAUGAUACAUAUGUUGAAGUGAAGCCUUAUUUUGACAAGAUUCAGGAUGAAAAAUCUUCUCAGUCUGGCCGCGAGGGAAAAAGCUAAAUAGGAUGGCCUCUGGACGGUGUUGUUUUGGCCUGUUUUGAGGACUGAAGACCCACGCCUACAGAAUUUGGGGAUAGACGCUGGAAACGAUGGGUAGAUGCCUCAACCACGCCUCGGAAUCAGUCAACAAGACAAGCAAACACACCAAGAGGAACAUGCUGGUUGGACGCCCGAAUAAGAUGCUCGGAGGGAGAGGUUUGAGCCGCAAGUAAUCGGCUGAUCAGGUUGUUUUAGGUAUCCUGAUUUGCCGUGAUGUCGACUUCUUCCUAUUUCCCUAUCUCCCUGAGAUUUGGCGUUGCUUCAUAUUGCGAUAUUGGGAUACAACUUUCUGGCUUCAUAUUCUUGCUUCAAUGGAAAGUAUCUACAUAGC
This is a messenger RNA of Aspergillus sclerotioniger CBS 115572, 2092 nucleotides long. Its product is annotated as phosphotransferase family protein. The coding region runs from base 55 to 1722 and encodes 555 amino acids. Gene Ontology annotation, cellular component: mitochondrion. The record is from RefSeq and is a predicted model, not a curated record. Lineage: Eukaryota; Fungi; Ascomycota; Eurotiomycetes; Eurotiales; Aspergillaceae. The transcript has 5 exons.